AUGCCGUACUUCAUUAACCCGUUCCACAAACACGACGUCUCCGAGUUCCCGGGAGUCCUGAUACCGCUCGCCGGAGCGCCGCAUCGUGGCAACUCGGUCAGCUCCAAGCCGCACGAUGAGGCCAACAGAGAGAAAGAGUCGACCGGCAGCAGCGAGUGGUCCGGUGGCUUGACUAUCGACGCCCUCCGUUCUGAGAUUGACAAUGAUCUGGCAGCUGGCGGUGUCAACACCGCAUAUGACCGCAAGUCUAAGGUCAUCAACAAGGCCAUCCAGGACAUUGGCAUGGGCCGCUACCAAUGGGAGCUCUUCGCUCUCUGCGGUUUUGGCUGGACUGCUGAUAACCUCUGGCUCCAGGGCGUCGCUCUCACCCUCCCGCAACUCAGUCGUGAGUUCGACAUUGACGAAAACACGGUACGCUACACCACGCUAGCGCUCUUCACUGGCUUGUGCAUUGGUGCGAGCUUCUGGGGAAUCCUCUCCGAUGUCAUCGGUCGCCGUCUUGCUUUCAACUGCACGCUGUUCCUUGCUGGCGCCUUUGGCCUGGCUGCUGGCGGUGGCCACGACUGGGUCUCCACUUGCGCCCUCUUUUCCUGUGUCGGCUUGGGCGUUGGCGGCAACUUGCCCGUCGACGGAGCUCUCUUCCUUGAGUUUCUGCCGUUCGCUAGCGGGAACCUGCUGACUCUGCUGAGCGUGUGGUGGCCUGUCGGACAAUUGAUCUCGUCUCUGAUUGCAUGGGGAUUUAUUUCCAACUACUCGUGCGCUUCAGAGGGCCCCUGCGCAAAGGAGGACAACUGGGGCUGGCGCUACCUUGUCCUCACGCUGGGCGCCCUCACCUUCUCCAUGUUUGUUGCGCGCUUCUUCCUCUUCCAUCUCUUUGAGUCGCCCAAAUUCCUGCUCUCGCGCGGCAGACAGGCCGAGGCUGUUGCCGUUGUGCAUGGCAUCGCGUACCACAACAAGGCCAAGACGUGGUUGACUGAGGAGAUUCUCAACGAGAUCGGCGGCGACCCCGAUGCCUUGACAGAGGGCCAGAAGCUCAGCACCGUUGAGAUCAUCAAGCGCAACCUGGGCAAGUUCAGCGCGGCACGCAUCCGGCCACUCUUCAACGGCAAGAAGCUGGGGGUCACGACGGUGCUCCUCUGGUUCAUCUGGGCUGCCAUUGGCAUGGGUUACCCCCUGUUCAACGCUUUCCUGCCCCAGUACUUGGGUAACAGUGGCGAGUCGUCGACGUACUUGGUGUACCGCAACUAUGCCAUCACGUCGGUGGUCGGCGUUCCCGGCAGCUUUUUCGCGUGCUACACGGUCGACAUCAAGUACAUUGGACGCAAGGGCACCAUGGCCAUCAGCACCAUGCUCAGCGGCAUCUUCCUCUAUCUCUUCACCAUCAGCAGCGACUCCAACUACCAGCUCACCUUCUCUUCGCUCGAGGCCUUUUUCCAGAACAUCAUGUACGGCGUCCUCUACGCCUACACACCCGAGGUGUUCCCGGCGCCUAACCGCGGCACUGGCACCGGCAUCAGUUCCUUCCUCAACCGUUUGCUGGGUCUGUGCGCGCCCCUGGUUGCCAUUAACGCUGGCCAGGCCGACCCAUCCGGCCCGGUGUACGCAUCCGGAGCUCUGUUCCUGGCAGCCUUCGUGGCGAUGUGCUUGCUGCCAAUCGAGACCAGGGGGAAGCAGUCUCUGUAA
Messenger RNA from Lasiodiplodia theobromae, 1683 nucleotides. RefSeq names its product Sugar transporter. The record is from RefSeq and is a predicted model, not a curated record. Gene Ontology annotation, biological process: transmembrane transport. Gene Ontology annotation, molecular function: transmembrane transporter activity. Bases 1 to 1683 code for a protein of 560 amino acids. The transcript has 5 exons. Lineage: Eukaryota; Fungi; Ascomycota; Dothideomycetes; Botryosphaeriales; Botryosphaeriaceae.